CUCAAAAUCAAUUAUCCCCUAAUUUCCUCCUCCUAUAUAUAUAAUUGCAUCUACAUAUAAUCAGACUCAAUCCCUUCUCCCUCUCUUUCUUUUAUAUAUACAGACACACACUGUUAAUUAAUUAAUGGCGGACGCUGCUACGUAUAAUCACCCUUUGUUUAGCUGCAGAAUUUGCCAGAAUCCCAUCGCUCUUCGAGAUGAUCUUCUCUCUAAACGCUUUGUGGCAAAAUCAGGAGGAGCAUACCUUUUUCGGCAUGCUAUGAAUGUAGUGGUGGGGAAAAAGGAAGAUAGAAAACUGAUGACAGGUACCUUCAGUGUUGCUGAUAUAUUCUGCAGCAAGUGUGGGCAGGAAUUGGGUUGGAAGUAUGUUAAAGCUUAUGAUCCUGCACAGAAGUACAAAGAAGGAGGUUUCAUUAUCGAGAUUGCCAAAAUUCUCAAAGAAUAUUAAUAAAUUCAUCACUUAUUUAUGUAACAAGUACUGCUUGAUCGAGUGUAAAUUAAUAAGAUUUCUGUUCAUGAAAAUGGGGUUAAAAACACUACUUUUAGCCUUUGUAUGUUAUCAUGCUGUUGAUGUGUAA
Molecule: messenger RNA, 578 nt
Organism: Solanum verrucosum
Lineage: Eukaryota; Viridiplantae; Streptophyta; Magnoliopsida; Solanales; Solanaceae
Product: protein yippee-like At4g27740
Exons: 2
Coding region: 125-448 (107 amino acids)
Source: RefSeq, a predicted model, not a curated record